CUGACGCCGGCACGUCCUGGCAGCAGACCUGCAGCCGGCGGCCUCGGCGGAGCGGAGCGUAGACUCACUACUCACCAGAGGAACGUUGUCAUGUGGUUGUCGUGGUGCUCGGCAGGUUUGACUCAUCAGCCAGACUGUGGCGUGACAGGGAAGGAGUAGAGUGACCUUGGUCAAUAAAGCGUGUGUCGCAGGGUGAUUCAGGAUGGUGGACCAGCCUCCGUGGGAGCAGAUAGGUUCCAGCUUCGUGCAGCACUACUACCAGGAGUUUGACUCUGACAGAACACAACUCGGAUGCAUAUAUAUAGAUGCAUCAUGCCUCACGUGGGAAGGACAACAGUUCCAGGGAAAAAGAGCAAUUGUCGAGAAACUCUCUAGCCUCCCCUUCACAAAAAUAGCGCAUAGUAUAACAGCGCAAGAUCACCAGCCAACUCCAGACUGCUGCAUCUUGAGUAUGGUGGUAGGACAGCUAAAAGCUGACGAAGACCCCAUCAUGGGAUUCCAUCAGAGCUUCAUCCUCAAGAACAUUAACGACGCAUGGGUGUGCACCAAUGACAUGUUCAGGCUGGCCAUUCACAACUUUGGCUAGGUCCCGCUCCCCGCCCUGGUGGGCCGGGGCAGCCAAAGGGAAGGGCACUGUGCGAAGUAUGGAUGGACGGACGGACGGUGGGGGAGGGAGGAGUCGAGGAUGGAGAGAAGAGGGAAAACUCGUCUCCCCCCCCCCCUCCUGCUGUCUUGUAUACAUACGCCUGUCUGGAAAAUCAAGCAAACACCGAAUUGUCGAUGUCAAUCACUGAACCUCAUCCAGGUGGGUGUUCAGACCACCCCCCCCAGCGAGAAGAACUGCAGCGCGUUUGUUCCUGAGAGCCGGCCGACCAAUCAGACGCCUCAGUCUGCCACUCUGCUGCUCUGCAUGACGCUGGGAGACCCUCAUUACAAGAUCUACACUCAAGCCACCAGAAAGACAAAACAGCUGACCGACGCCAUUAACGCCUCCUCUCCUCUGCUCGGCUCCCUUCCCUUCGUUACUCUAUUCUAACCCGUUCUACUGUUGACUCCACGGCUGUCACCUCAGCUCUGGUAGCACUGCUGUUGACUGGUUUGUAGAUCCAUGUUCAGGUCAGCACAGUCAGCUUCAUCUUCACUUCUGACUCGUGUUAUAAUUUGUUUUUAGGUGACACUUGUGCAUUGACUUUAGCUUGCCUUAGUGCAUUUUACUGAUUUUAACAUUCUUUUGACUCAUUGUUAACUUUGCCAUGAUUCACUCCCAGGUUUUUCCCUCGCAACCAAAGAGUCAUGGAGGACAAAGUUUGACCCUGCUGUGUGAUAUGCUCUGAUCUUACAUACUCUCUCUUUCUAUCUCUCUCUGCCAUUGUCAACCUCAGACUUUCUCACACGUCUGGCAUGGACUACAGCCACGAAACACAAUAAAACCUGGACUUUUUUUUCUUAA
This is a messenger RNA of Limanda limanda (common dab), 1450 nucleotides long. RefSeq names its product nuclear transport factor 2 (gene nutf2). The transcript is spliced from 6 exons. Gene Ontology annotation, cellular component: nuclear pore central transport channel. Bases 203 to 586 code for a protein of 127 amino acids. Gene Ontology annotation, biological process: protein import into nucleus. The record is from RefSeq and is a predicted model, not a curated record. NCBI's taxonomy places the organism in Eukaryota, Metazoa, Chordata, Actinopteri, Pleuronectiformes, Pleuronectidae.